Fibroporia radiculosa is the source of this 2223-nucleotide messenger RNA. RefSeq lists its product as uncharacterized. NCBI's taxonomy places the organism in Eukaryota, Fungi, Basidiomycota, Agaricomycetes, Polyporales, Fibroporiaceae. The transcript has 2 exons. The record is from RefSeq and is a predicted model, not a curated record. Bases 1 to 2223 code for a protein of 740 amino acids.
AUGGCUAUCACCCCGCGAUCAAUUCCUUCAUCCACACCUGGGCGUCCUCAUUCGGCGCAUAGGUCCGGCCCAAAGACACGCGCAGACACCUCCCUGCAGAGUACUUUAGGUCCCGAGUUCAUUCCAUUCAUGGCUGCGAGAGCGCGUUCAGCUAAGCGGGGCAUGAAGACGCCUCCUGCAUCACCGCCUCCAGAGCCUUCCGUCCAUAGAGGGACUCAUUUACGACGCCAGUCUACCGUAGGCAGGCCAACUCCCGGGGUCGGUGGUCCAUCUCGUCAGGUAUCACCCACGCCAACAGGACUUCGUGCUCCCGAAUGGCCAUCUGCGGACGGUACUCGGCAAGACGCUGAAGAGGUCCCUGCGCUGCAAGAACCGGGCAGUUCAACAUACCUGCCUCAAAAUGCUCACAGUCCACCGAUAGAGGCAUCCUGUUUAGGCGCUUCCUCUUCUCACCCCCGCUCACCGAGACAACUUCCCCCGUCGUCGCCCCCAUUGCCAUUAUCGACAGAAAACAUCAGAGCCAAGGGACAAACAGCGGCUACGGCACAACGUCCAGAUGCUCCGGGAAAAUAUCCUUUCGUCGGGCCUAUUCAGUAUACUUAUCCCAUCCAACUACCUUUGGUCGGUGAUGAUCCCACCUGGCUAGAACAAAUGAUGACACAACUCCGAGGAGAGCGUUUCCAGCUCCAGCAGUAUAUGGAAGAGUCGCGUCAGAUGUUCGACCGAGGCUGCGCAGAGUCUCGCUUGAUGCAAAUUGAACUGGAGCGAGAGCAGGACGAGACGGCCGACCUCAUCCGGAAUAUGGUUACAUUGGCAGGUCCUGCGUAUGGGGAGUGGUUCUGGAGGCAGUAUGAAGAGGGUAUGGGUGAUCUCUCUCUCGACAGCGAUUUCCAUAACCCCGAGUCGAACGAACUGCCAUCGCCGUGUCCCCCUUCAAGAAAGCGCCGCCGUGAAGACGACGGUGACGACGACGAGGGUGACCAAGAUUCAAAUGAAGAGCCACAAGUUCGGGAUGUGUACAAAAGGCGCAAGCUGGAACUGCAAAAUGUAUUGGAACCUUACGCCCAGUUUCUACGUGUUGACCCGAGGGGCCCUUGUCCCGAGAAUAAUUUCGGAUUCAAUCUGGACCCUGAUGUAUAUGACGAGGAAAUCCGGGAACAGACGUCAGGUACACCAGAGCCUUCUAGUGUACGCACCCCAGAUCCGAGCUCACCCAUUGCGGAGCAAGAUGCGAUUUCUGCCCCGUCCGAUAGUCUCCGGGAUGGCAGCGUAGCAGCAAACCCACAAUCCCUCGAAGCCACACACGAUGAAGACUCCAAAGUCGUGAGUGAUCAGGCAAUUAGCGCAGGAAAUGGGCGCCUGCACGGGUCGCCCCCGAGUCACCCUGUGGAGGACAAGAGGCUGCCAUUGCGCCCUCAACCUGUCUUUCACCUGCCUCCUACUGAGUCCCAAGAGGAGUGCAACGGCACUGGGCUCAGUGAAUCUGAUAAGUACCAAAAUGAAGCUGUAGCCAUGGAUGCCGAGGUCGAUCAGCUUGAUGAUGGCCACGACGAAACACAACUGGCAGAGGUGGGUGAACUGGAACUUACCUAUCCUGAUGAUGAGGAGAGGGAUGCCUCCGAUGGUCCGGGAACGCUGGCUUUGUGUGCUGUUGAUGAAUAUGGAAUUGAUGGCGAUUAUGGGAGCGGUGACGAGUAUGGCGGUGUUCAGGACGAGUACGAUGGUAUCGACGAAGAUGGCGAAGAGAAUGAAAUCGGUGACGUUGAUGAGUUGGGCGAGGAAGACGAGGAAGAAGGCGAGGAGGAUGAUGGCGAGGAAGGGGACUUCCAUAACAGCGACGAAAGCGAGGACGAAAGCGAAGAUGAUGCUGCCGGCCCCCUUGCAGCUGCCAACGAUGCAGAUGCGCUCGUAGUCGUCGGCGCCCAUGCCAACAACGGUAUGCAGCCGAAUGGCGGAGCUGGUAACGCGCUGCAACCCGCAAAUAACAACGCAGUAGUGGCCCCUCGAGCCUUCCAAUCUCGACCUCUAAGGCGGGAGUACCAGACACUGACGCAUGUCGAUCUCGCGACGAAUACAGCCUACUUCGUAGACCGGACGGAGGAAGACCUCACGAGGAGUACCAACGGUGAAUUCUAUUUCUCUACCUAUGACGAGUCGUUCGGCGACCCAUCUGGCAGCGCUCGUGGUAUUGAAUAUCCAUCUCACGGAGCUCUUGACUUUUGA